AUGUUUCUGCUUGUCACAAUGUACUUAUUAUGGCAUUUUGUCAAAUUAAAAAAACAAUAUAGCAUUUUUAAUAAAAACAGCUCGGGAAAUAAAAAUUUUGACAAAGCUGAAGACGAAGUUGAGCAAUCAAGACCCUUAAACACUGAAAAUAAAAGCAUUGAAGACGAGAAUAUUUCAGAAAAUGGAACAGAAGCACAAAAACAAAGCAAAAAUGACAAUGAAAUAAUGACAAAUAAAAUAAAUAAUGAACAUAAUUUAGAAAAAGAAGCAUUUGUAGGGCGUAGUGCAGCUAAUAAAUCAAAAUUAUCAAACAACGCUAAUAAUUCUCAUGAAGAGGUUAUUUCUUCUAAAUCAAAUUAA
Molecule: messenger RNA, 360 nt
Organism: Vairimorpha ceranae
Lineage: Eukaryota; Fungi; Microsporidia; Nosematidae
Exons: 1
Coding region: 1-360 (119 amino acids)
Source: RefSeq, a predicted model, not a curated record